ACUAGAAGGGAAUAGCGGUAACGACUCCGCCCACUGAAUCUUCCCGGCGGGGUUACUCGCCCGUGCUGUCACAAAGCGCACUACAACCUAUGCGAAGGCACAGGACCAGGAAGAUGAGCUGGAAGCAAAAAGGGUGAACCCCAGAAUUUAGUCACCACUUUGGAUACAAACAGAAAAAAAACUACUUAGACUGAGAGAGUUUCUUCCCUGGCAAUGAUCUGAAUUGCGCGUUCGCACCUGUCCAUUUAUUUAUUUUAAAACCCUUUGUCCUCGUUAUUAUUUGACUAGCAGAAGGUAUCCACCUUGGUACUUUUGACAGAGCGCAAAACCUGCUGUGCUGACGCGUGCGAAAGCUAUUUUAACCCCGGCGCAAAACCAACAGAACCGGACCGCUCUCGACUGCAUCCCUCUCAAGAGCCGAAGAACUUAAAUAAUUGGCGAGGGGUCCUCUGCUCUUAAUGGGAUGUUAGUGGGCCCGGAGGGGGAAGUAGCAUGGUGAAGCACCAGCCCCUGCAGGUCUACGAGAAGCAGCUGUGUUUGUCAUGUCUGACCGGGAUUUACGGCUGCCGCUGGAAACGCUACCAGAGGUCACAUGACAGCACCACCAAGUGGGAGUGUCUGUGGACCCUUGUCCUGGUCCUCACGUUCUCUCUGCUCCUGAUCUGGUCGUACUUCUGGUGGGAGGCCCACAAUGACUACAACGAGUUCAACUGGGUGCUGUAUAACAGAUCGGGGGAGUGGAGCGAUGGGACCGUCUCCAUCCUCGCCACCACGGCCGUCGGCUUCACCUACAUCACCUUUCUAAUGAUCUUAGCCCUGGGGCACGUCGCCAUGGGACAGCAGCUGAACCUGCACUGGCUUCACAAGAUUGGCGUUACGGCAGCCCUGCUGACCACCAUUACGGGGCUCGUGUCCACCAAUCAGAUCUGGGGCGAGGAGUGGGACAUCGUGCCCAUCUCUCUGCAGGCCACCGGGCCCUUCCUGCACAUCGGAGCCGUGGCGGCCGGGACCGCGCUGGCCUGGCUGGUCGCCGGGCAGGUCGCCCGCGCCGAGAGAACCCGUACUCAGGUGGCGCUGGUGCUGGUGUACCUGAGCGCCCUGCUAGCCCUCUACCUGCUGCCCCUCAACAUCACCUCCCCGUGCCUGAUGGACCGCAGCAACCUCCGGCCACCGCCAGCCAUCAUUGGCCACCGCGGAGCACCAAUGCUGGCUCCAGAGAACACCCUGAUGUCCUUUCACAAAGCGGUGCAGCAGAGGGUGGUGGGGCUUGAAGCUGACGUUGCGAUCAGCCUGGACGGAGUGCCCUUCCUCAUGCGGGACCGGACCCUGCGGAGGACCACGGACGUUUCGGCGGUCUUCCCCGAGCGGCAGUUCCACGACGCCUCGCUGUUCAACUGGACGGACCUGCGGGCGCUCAACGCCGGCCGCUGGUUCCUCAAGGACGACCCCUUCUGGACGGUGCAGGCCAUGUCGGAGAGGGACCGGGUUCGGGCGGGGAACCAGACGGUGUGCAGCCUGGAGCAGCUCCUGCGGUUCGCGGCCCGUUCCAACGUCUCGGUCCUCUUCAACCUGCGGCGCCCCCCACAGGGACACCCCCGCCGCGACAGCUGGGUCAACGACACCCUGGAGACCGUGCUGCAGUCCGGGAUACGCCAGGAGCAGGUGAUGUGGACCCCGGACUGGGACAGGGGCGCGGUUCGGGAGGUGGCCCGGGGCCUCCAGCAGACCUCCGAGGAGAAGCGCCCGCCGACGGACCUCCGGGAGCGCGGGAUCGUCCGGCUGCAGCUGCGCUACAACCAGGCCAGCGCUCAGGAAAUACGUGAAUUCUCAGCAGCCAACCUGAGUCUGACUCUGUCCAGUGUGAAUGACCCCUGGCUCUUCUCAGUGCUGUGGUGCAGCGGGGUCCCCUCCGUGUCCUCGGACGCACCCCAAAUCCUCAGGAAGGUGCCUUACCCGGUCUGGCUGAUGAGCCCCGAUGAGUACAACGUGGUCUGGAUCGCCACGGACCUCGUCUCUUUCGCAAUAGUAAUAGGAAUAUUUGUGUUCCAGAACUAUCACAUGAUCAGGUGGCGCUUCAGCGGGAUGCAGCGCUACAACCCGGAGCAGAUCAUGCUGAGCGCCGCCGUCCGCAGGUCCAGCCGCGACGUCAACAUCAUGAAGGAGAAGCUCAUCUUCUCAGAGGUGAGCAAUGGCAUAGGGGAUUCGGAUGAGCUGUCUGUGUACGCGGAAAAUGGAUACGACUACUACUCGAACCAGGGCAUCGCCCAGUAACCAGGACAACCGACACCGACGCACACUGGCCCGGAGGACUUAUCGGACAUCAACGGGAAUCGGACAAAAAGAACAUGUGUGGACACAGGAGCACGCAGGACUCUUGUGUUCAGUUUGGAUGCAUGUAGGACUCUGGGAAACUGAGUUCUGUCCCUUCGUCAAAAAGCUUCUGAUUGGCUGUUCUGGAAUCACCCAACUGUUGCGCGUAUACUGGAAAUGUAAAAAUACUGCUUUUGCAUGGCAGGAUUGAAGUGCGCUUGGCGGUCUACAAGCACAUUUUUACAAACAGAUUAGACUCCAAAUUCAAAGUCUAAAGCCUGCUCCCUUGACCUUUUUGAUGUUUUGAAAAGCACUUGGAUUAGCCUACCCAGCUGUGUACCUCUUGGGCAUUCAGCGCAUGACCGUUUUUACAAAUGCUUCGCUCAUGAUUUAAUUUGCAUAUUUAUAUUCUUUCCAUUAAGGAACGCGUACGAGUACGACCGUCAGUCGUCCCCUCUGGAUCAUUGUUAUGUGAAAUGCGUACGCGAUUCUGCCUUGCGGGGACUCUACGGUGUCUAACGUGGCCUACUGUGGCCUGCACAGACGCAACAAACAAACCUUAAGUACUUAAGUGUCUGCCGUUCCUUGGAGAGGUGCAAGUUACAGUUAGAGAAAUUAAAAUGUGCUUUUUUUUUUUUUUUCUCCAGUGCGGUUUAUUUUUUGUAUAUUUUGUGUACAGUGCAGUCUGUAAGUAUUUUGACACUAUUUUGUGUUGUUUUGGCUUUGCAUUCCAGCACAUUGAAUUUGAAAUGAACCAAUUAAUAUUUACAUUCAUAUCUGGUGAUCUGUGCAGGACUUGCAGCUCUGUUUCUGUAUAGUUCCCCCAUUUUAGGGGACUAAAAGUAAGUGGGUAAAUUAACAUAAUCUUAAAUAAUGUUGUCAUAUUUAGUACCUAGUUGCAAAUCCUUUGCAUUCGAUGACUGCCUGAAGUCUGAGACCC
Anguilla anguilla (European eel) is the source of this 3250-nucleotide messenger RNA. It is a transcript of the gene gdpd5b, whose product is annotated as glycerophosphodiester phosphodiesterase domain containing 5b. The transcript has 17 exons. The record is from RefSeq and is a predicted model, not a curated record. NCBI's taxonomy places the organism in Eukaryota, Metazoa, Chordata, Actinopteri, Anguilliformes, Anguillidae. Gene Ontology annotation, molecular function: glycerophosphodiester phosphodiesterase activity. Gene Ontology annotation, biological process: lipid metabolic process; positive regulation of neuron differentiation. Gene Ontology annotation, cellular component: plasma membrane. Bases 493 to 2271 code for a protein of 592 amino acids.